Messenger RNA from Salarias fasciatus (jewelled blenny), 2419 nucleotides. It is a transcript of the gene nedd1, whose product is annotated as NEDD1 gamma-tubulin ring complex targeting factor. The record is from RefSeq and is a predicted model, not a curated record. Gene Ontology annotation, cellular component: spindle pole; centriole; cytoplasm. Bases 92 to 2107 code for a protein of 671 amino acids. NCBI's taxonomy places the organism in Eukaryota, Metazoa, Chordata, Actinopteri, Blenniiformes, Blenniidae. The transcript is spliced from 15 exons. Gene Ontology annotation, biological process: microtubule nucleation; mitotic cell cycle. Gene Ontology annotation, molecular function: gamma-tubulin binding.
UAGUGGCGGUUCUUAUUACCUGCAGGCGGAUCACAAACAAACCGUUUUUCUCCCACUUUUCGCUCUUUGUAGCGCAACUGUUGCUGUUGCCAUGGAGGAGGUGACUCGCCUGGUGUCGACCGGAGACUCGGUGAAGGUCUGGGACUCGGUUUCCAUGACCCAGCUGGAGCAGUUCAACCCUCACAGCAGCAGCCAUCCGGUGGCGCGGGCCUGCUGGAGCUCCAACAAUCAGUACCUGGUGACGGCGAGCAGCGGCGGAGACAAGCUGGUGCUGUCCAGCUUGAAGUCGUCUCCGGUCCCUGUGGUGGAGCUGGCUGAGGGAAAACACCAGACGUGUGUGUGUCUGAGCUCCACCUCCCAGUUCGUCGUCAGCGGCGGUCUGGAUCACUGCGUCAACAUCUGGGACCUGAAGACCAAAAGGCUGCUGCGCUCCCUCAAGGACCACACGGACGACGUCACCUGUGUGACCUUCAACGCCAACGACUCCUGCCUGGCGUCCAGCUCCAUGAGGGGCGACGUGGUGCUGCACAGUAUGACCACCCACCUGUCCAGCAAGCCCCUCGCACUCGCCGACACCACGUCGGUCCAGGACGUGCGCUUCUCAGCGGUGAAGCGCUCCAUGCUGGGCAGCUGCUCCACGAGCGGCACGGUGGUGCUGUGGGACUCCAACACCCAGAAGGCCCUGCACGCGUUCGAGUCCUCCCACAAGGCGCCGAGCUGCAGCCUGGCCUUCUCGCCCACCAGCGACCUGCUGGUGGUGAGCGUGGGCCUGGACAAGCGGGUGCUGUUCUACGACACGGCCAGCAGGAUCGUGCUGCGGUCCAUCCGGGUGGACAGCCCCCUCACGGCGUUGGACUUCACGCCGGACGGCACCGGCCUGGUGGUGGGCGGCACCCAGGGCUCCAUCUACCAGUACGACCUGAGGAACUCCAGCACCCCCACCAAGGUCACCCUGGCCCACAAGACCUCCGUCACCUGCCUGCGCUUCCAGAACGGCGCCAGACACAAGUCCGGUAAACCGGCCCCAACGAAGAUCUCCAGCAUCAAGAGAUCCUCCUCCAAGCCGCCCAGCAGCCAGUCAGAGCCCCCCCGCAGCCCAGGCCCCGCCCCCAACAGGCCGGCGACCAGCACAGCAGGAGGCGCCGGUACCGAGGCGCCGAGUCGGCAGGCGGAAGGUCAGCCGGGGGCGGAGCUUCCUGUUGCUAUGGAGAAGUUUGGCCAGGUCGGGCGAAGCAGCUUGGACAUGUUCUCCCCCGUUCGCAAAGACCUGGCGUCCGAUUCCGGCGACGCCACCGUGAACGUUUACAGACAGCUGUCGCUCACCCCUGACUCCGCCCCCUCUCUCCUGAUUGGUCCAGAUCCCAGGGCUCCGUCCGGGGACACGCCCGUCGGGCGAGCGCACGUAACCGGCGUGGCGUCGGGGCCCAGGGACACGGAGGGACAGCAGCUGACUGGACGAGGCAGCCUGGACAUCUUCUCUCCACUCCGAGACGACGUGUUCAGCAGGACGCCGCUGGGGACGCCGCUGACGGCCGGUCGCUCCUUCACCCCCACGCCCGCCUUCCCGUCGCCGCUCACCAUCAAAGAGGAGGAGGCGGUCGGCGCUAAAGACGCGACGGACUCCGGAAAGUCGGACAGAGCCAGCAGCUCGGGCCAGGAGGACGGAGAGACCCCGCCCCCCACAGCUCAGCAGACCAAUCACAGCCAGCCGGCUCCGCCCAUCUUCACCCCGGAGGCCGGCCCCCGCAGAGCCAAUGGCGUCCCGGCUCAGGAAGCUCCGCCCACUGCCUCAGCAGGUCCCUCGGUGACGGCGGCCGUGUCCUCGACUCUCUCGAACGUGGCGGGCGCAGCGGAGCAGGGCGCCGCCGCUCCGAUGACCCCCCUGCAGAUCCACUUCAUCCAGAACAUGAUCCACGAAACCCUGGAGGAGUUCAGGGACGAGUGUCACAAGGACGUCAUCAACCUGCAGGUGGAGAUGAUCCGACAGUUUUACAUCCAGCUGCGAGAGAUCCACGGUCUAUUGGAGAAAUACUCGGUGAACGAGUCUCUGGUGGAGGAGAUCGAGAGGCUGAGGGAGGAAAACCGCCAGCUGAGGGCCAACUACUGACUCACCCUGUGUGUGUGUGUGUGUGUGUGUGUGUGUGUGUGUAAAAUGGAACUGUAAAUUAAAGAUGUGGAGUCUCUGCAGCUCCUUCACUUCUACUGUUUAUAAAAAAACAUUUUGUGUAAAGAAUAAAUAAAGAACAGAAUCUACUGACGUCUUCAAAACGUCUCUGUCUUAAAAGCUGAAGGUCAGAGUUCAACAACCCUAAAGUUUAAUAUUCAGCAGUGGAGAAAAAUGGCGUUAAACCUGUGAAAUGUAUUAUUCGGUCUACAUGUUUUAAUCUGAUAUGGGUGAAAUUAAAACUCUUCUUUUGGC